UCUGGAGGCUUGACCAGCAAGCAAGAUGGCCGAGCCUGGAGUGCUGGCGUGGCUUCGCGGUCCGGGAACCCGGUGCAAGGCGCUGCCGUGCGCCUCGGCGAGGUGCUCGGUGCGGGACGUUAUCUCUCGACACUGUCAAAACCAGGAAAUUCCUGUGGAUUGUUUCUUUGUGAAAUGCAAUGGAGUCCUCAUUGGCACCAAUGACACAGUGCAGCAUGGAGCUGUUUACAGUUUGGAGCCAAGACUUCAUGGUGGGAAAGGAGGUUUUGGGUCUAUGCUUCGAGCUCUAGGUGCUCAGAUUGAGAAGACAACCAACCGAGAAGCCUGCCGGGAUCUCAGUGGAAGGAGACUACGGGAUGUCAAUCAUGAAAAAGCAAUGGCUGAGUGGGUAAAACAGCAAGCUGAGCGAGAGGCUGAAAAGGAGCAGAAGCGCCUGGAGCGACUGCAGCGCAAGCUUGCAGAACCGAAGCCCUGUUUCACUAGCCCUGACUACCAGAGGCAGUGCCAUGAAAUGGCUGAGCGUCUGGAAGAUUCUGUCCUCAAAGGUAUGCAGGCUGCCUCCAGCAAGACGGUAUCAGCAGAAAUCAGUGAGACUCGGAAAAGGCCUAACAAAUCAAAACCAGACCAUGGAGCCAGCACAAAGAGAAGGAAAUGUUUUUGGCUGGGCAUGGAAGGAUUGGAGGCUGCCUCAGAAUCCAACUCUGGAAGCUCUGAUGAUGAGAAUGAAGAAGCUCCUGGUACUUCAGGACUGAGCUGCUGUGCUCCAGAAAGUGGCAGGGAUGACAUGGAGGUGGCAGUUGGCUGUCCUCGAAGUCCUCGGGGUACAGGAGAAUUGAGCACAGAUUCUGAAUCAACCCCAAAAUCUCAGAAUUCUGAGGCUGACCCUGGGCAGUGUAUUUUCGAGGACACAUGUGCUGAGCUGGGAGAGACAUCUACGAAGGAUCGGAGUGAGGGGAAGAUGAUCAUAGAAACAGAGGAGCCUCUUGGGAGAAGGGAGACAGAGAAUCCUGAGGCUAUAGAAAAGGACACAGUUGGUGCUGGCUUGAAGGACCAAGAGACAGAAGAAAUGAGUGAAGGCCACAAAACUACCAUGGUAGCUUCUGGAAAUGAUGGGAAAAACAUUCCUGUUACCAAACCAGAGGGAAGCUCUUUCGGAGACAUGGCUCUCCAUCAGGAAGCUCUGGAUUUGUUAGCUUUCAGUUCCUCGGCAGAGCUGGAGUUGCUGGGUUUGGAGAGGCUCAAGUGUGAACUGAUGGCCCUUGGACUGAAGUGUGGGGGCACCCUGCAGGAACGUGCAGCCAGACUCUUCUCUGUCAGAGGCCUGGCAAAGGAACACAUCGACCCAGCUUUAUUUGCCAAGCCUUCGAAAGGGAAGAAGAAAUGAAUCUCAUCUGAGCUCUUUCUUUCCUACCACUGACUCCUGCCUGAUGUGGACUCGUGGCCAAUAUUCCUGUUGAUAUUAAAAGCCAGUUUUAAAAUAA
Nannospalax galili (Upper Galilee mountains blind mole rat) is the source of this 1481-nucleotide messenger RNA. It is a transcript of the gene Sde2, whose product is annotated as SDE2 telomere maintenance homolog. Lineage: Eukaryota; Metazoa; Chordata; Mammalia; Rodentia; Spalacidae. Gene Ontology annotation, cellular component: nucleus. The transcript has 7 exons. The record is from RefSeq and is a predicted model, not a curated record. The coding region runs from base 26 to 1384 and encodes 452 amino acids.